Messenger RNA from Hevea brasiliensis (rubber tree), 1429 nucleotides. RefSeq names its product protein BRI1-5 ENHANCED 1. The coding region runs from base 200 to 1246 and encodes 348 amino acids. The record is from RefSeq and is a predicted model, not a curated record. NCBI's taxonomy places the organism in Eukaryota, Viridiplantae, Streptophyta, Magnoliopsida, Malpighiales, Euphorbiaceae. Gene Ontology annotation, molecular function: oxidoreductase activity, acting on the CH-OH group of donors, NAD or NADP as acceptor. The transcript is spliced from 4 exons.
CCUCAUUAAAUUUUCAUGAGGUUUCUCACGUUAUGAUGCUAUGCCAUACAUUCAUAUUAUUUUUAAAUAAUAAAAAAUUUGCACAUAUAAAGGUGCUGCUGUAGUGAUAUUUUUAUAUAAGAAUUUGUUUUAUCCUCACUUGGCAUUUUUAAGAGCUAGCUAGCCAUCAGCCAAGCCUCAAACCACAAAGGGAGGAGAGAUGGAAGUGGAGAAAGGCACAGUUUGUGUAACUGGUGGAACGGGCUAUGUAGCAUCAUGGCUUGUCAUGAAGCUUCUCCAGCGAGGUUACACCGUCAGAGCUACUAUUAGAUCCGACCCAGAAAACAAGAAAGACAUCAGCUAUAUCACCAACCUACCAGGAGCAGCAGACAGAUUAAAAAUUUUCAGUGCAGAUCUCAACCAGCCAGAGUGUUUCAAAGCGGCCAUUGAAGGUUGUAUUGGAGUUUUCCAUGUGGCUCACCCAAUGGAUCCUUAUGGAAAAGAACCAGAGGAAAGUGUGACCAAAAUAGCCGUGGAAGGAUUGCUAGGAAUAUUAAGGGCAUGCUUGAAAUCAAAGACAGUGAAAAGAGUUGUUUACACUUCCUCUGCAGUCUCAAUAAUGUAUAAUGACAAGGGUUUAAAUGUAACGGAUGAAAACACAUGGAGUGACCUCGAUAUUUGCAGAAAAAACAAAUCUGUAAGCACUUCAUAUCUAGUUUCCAAGACUGUUACGGAAAAAAUGGCCCUGGAUUUCGCAGCAAAACAUGGCUUGGAUCUUGUGACUAUAGUUCUGCCUUUAGUUGUUGGACCCUUCAUUUGUCCUUAUAUACCCAGCUCCGUCUACUUGGCCCUCGCUGUGGUCUUUGGGAAUCAGGAGAAAUAUAAAGAUUUUAAUAAUUUCUAUAUGGUGCACACUGAUGAUGCGGCCAGUGCUCACAUAUUUCUUCUUGAAGAUCCUAAUGCAAAAGGGAGAUACAUUUGUUCCUAUCUUCAAAUGACCACUCGUUCUUUGGUCCAAUUUCUUUCUGCAAAAUUCCAGGAAUUUCAAAUACCGGCCAUGAAUAACGUGAAGGAGAAUGAAGAUUCUAGACUAUCUAAUCUCUCAUCAAUGAAACUCUUGGACUUGGGGUUCAAGUUUGGGUUUGGUCUUGAAGAUAUGUUCGGUGGAGCUAUUCAGUGCUGCAGAGACAAGGGCUUUCUUGAUCAAAUAGUGUCUGAAAAAGCAGAGGUAAGCCCUGAAAAAGAAUGGGCAGACAAAAGCCACUAACAUAGGCGGCGACUAUGGCUUUUGCCCACCUGAAUCCUUCACUCCGAUACCCAAUUUAUCUGUUGAUAGAUUUUCUUCGUAGCAGAGCAUGUAAAUUCUAAAAAAAAAUUGAUCUCUGCGUUACAAUACAACUGCUAAAUAAAUAUUAUUUUUUUCCCUCAAAAGAGAAAGAGAGGGACUCAA